Solenopsis invicta (red fire ant) is the source of this 1695-nucleotide messenger RNA. RefSeq names its product protein AAR2 homolog. Gene Ontology annotation, biological process: spliceosomal tri-snRNP complex assembly. The record is from RefSeq and is a predicted model, not a curated record. Bases 473 to 1600 code for a protein of 375 amino acids. NCBI's taxonomy places the organism in Eukaryota, Metazoa, Arthropoda, Insecta, Hymenoptera, Formicidae. The transcript is spliced from 5 exons.
ACAAAAUUGUAUUUGCGCCUAAUGAUUAAUUGAUUAAUUAAAAAAUUCACUUGAUGUCGCAGAUUAGAAGAUACAGACCGUACAGACUAAAGAAAUAUCGCGCCAAAGAAGUUCGAAAUGUGGCCACAGGUAUCGCUGCUCGCGAAAAAUAUUUGUCAAUCACUAGAUUCUGUUUGAAUGUAUUAUUCAAGAUGUUAUUUAUGGGAAUUAAUUAAUAAUACGUAAUGACGAAGAAUUGCUGCGUUUCAUUCGAGGUUCAGUGCACCGUGUUAAACAUUUGUCUUUAAUACAAAUUAAUAUUUUGUGUCUCGAAAUGCUUGUGCAUUAAGGACAUUGAGGACGAGUGAAAAAGGUUACGUAUUAACGUGGCUGUCACUGAAUCUUAUUGUUAUGUCAACAAUACGGUGUUUACUCGGAGGAUUUAUGCUGACUGUAUAAACGCGUUUGUAAUAAACAUAUUGUGAGACGCAAAAUGGAAAUGGAUCAAAACGUAGCGCAAGCUCUAUUGACACAAGGUGCCACGCUGAUCUUGCUAGAUGUACCAUCGGGCACUGACAUCGGCAUUGACAUAAAGUCCUGGACUGUAGGACCGAAUUUUAAGGGGAUCAAGAUGAUACCCCCUGGAAUCCACUUUGUACAUUAUUGUGCGGUGAACGAAUUUGGCGAAUUGGCGCCUAGAGUUGGUUUUUUCCACAACUUCCAGAAGAGUGAAUUCUUAGUGAAAAGAUGGGAUAGCAAGGAAGAAGAUAUCAGUUCUGAAUCUGUACCUGAAGAGACAGUUCAGAGGUUGAGGGACAACAUAAAGGAAGUGGACAGGUACUUAGGACCAUAUCCAUAUGAGAUGUUAAAAUCAUGGACAAAAUUAACGAAUAGGAUCACUACAUCUAUCAUAAUGAGAUGCUCGCCAUUAUGUGGUUAUGUGCGAUCUGCCUUGGAAUUGGAGAACUGCAGUGACGCUUCUAGGCCACGUGGCAAAAAACCCGACAGCAGACGAAGGAGAACCGGUAGGCUCACAAUGGAGGACAAGGAGGAGGAAUUAUUACCGGAUCUGAAACCAAAACCCGGUACCGAACUCAGGCUCACGGAAAUACCGGAUAAGCAUUAUCCUGACAAUGCGACUCCAAGCGAGAUAACGCGACAUUCCCUUGAUACCAGUUAUGUCUUGGAUACCAUGCUAAAAAAAUUACGACAGCCUGUCGAGAUUAUCGGGGAGAUGCAGUUGACGUUCAUCUGUUUCUUAGCUGGUCAGAGCUUAGACGCCUUCGAGCAAUGGAAGAAAUUUGUAUCAUUAAUUUGUGGCGCGGAUAACGCGAUAUUACAAUAUCACUCUAUCUAUAUGGAAUUUCUACAAACCUUGGAAGUAGAAUUAUCGUACGUGCCGGAAGACGUGUUCUGCGACAUCGUGGCGAGCAAUAAUUUCGUGUAUCGCAAUCUGUGCAAGCUAUUCGGUAAUAUCGAGUCGAAUUCCGAGGUGGACGGUCGGUUGAAAACAUAUGCGAAGCGUUUGCAGGGCCGAUUGACUACGACGUUUCUGUGGGACUUUUCGAAUUUACUCGAAGAAGCGGACGAUGAAGCACCUGUUAUUGUGACUCUGGCAUAAACGCAAAUAAAUAAAUCACGAGGUAUAAAUUAUAAAUAUAGCGUUGUCCCUUUACAUUUAUAAUUAUAAAUAAAUCAUAUCUUUUAACGUUUAUA